Molecule: messenger RNA, 1394 nt
Organism: Cajanus cajan (pigeon pea)
Lineage: Eukaryota; Viridiplantae; Streptophyta; Magnoliopsida; Fabales; Fabaceae
Product: transcription factor bHLH146
Biological process (GO): regulation of DNA-templated transcription
Source: RefSeq, a predicted model, not a curated record
CACACAUAUACUCCUUUUCUAGGUCUCUACGUCCUCUUCUUUUUGUGCCUGUUCGUGCGUCCAUAUUUAACUUAGUCAUCACCAAUCGUGUGAAUCAAACCACACAUGAUUGAUUUAUAGUAAUUUCAAUUUCAAGUUAUGUGUGUACACAACUGUAUUAAAUAAUUAAAAAUAUAUAUUAAUGUUUAUUUUAUUAAUGAUUUUAUCUGACUUCAUACUUAUUUCGAUUAGUAAUUAAUAAUUAUAAUUCAAUUCCUUUAUCACUCCAAUUAUUUAGUUGCAUGGGGCCUCUCAUGUCAAGCAAAAUUCAAACUUUAUUUGCUAGUGAACUUCAUGAAACUCCUAUAACUUGAACUAUCUUCAACACUAACUUCAUCACCACAACCACCAUUCCCCUAAAAGCUUCUUUUUGCCUUCUUUCUCCUUAACAUAGCUGACAAAAUCAACCCUCUCCCCACUUUCACAUUACUUUACUUUCUUCAUUUUGCACCCUCUUAACUUCUAUUAAUUUCCUCUAUCAUCACUCACACAUUCCUCUCCUUGUUCUUCUUUCUUCUUUUCAUCCUCCCUCACACUUCUUGCUUAGAUACAUUUUUUUUUUUUUUAAUUUUCUUUGUAUAACAAAAGGUGUACCUACGUUUGGAUUUGAUGGAGGGUCAACCUGCUAAACGAAGACGUGUAUACUCACUUGAACCCAACAAAGUGGAACAAGCAGUGUUUGCUAGGAACUACAUGAACUACUUGGUUCCAGCAUUGAUGAAGAUCAAGGAAAGAAGCUCUUCACAACACAGUGGCCAUUGUGAUGAUAUUCAGAAUGUUGUUAAGUACGAGGUGGACAUGGCAAUGGUGUACUCAGCCCAAGGUUAUGCAUGGAGCAAUGCUCUAAGUGUGAAGCUUCAAAGGGAUAGGGCCAAUGUAGAUAGUGAUGACACUAAGGCUGGUGAAGGCUCAUCAAAAAUUUGUGGCCAAAAUUGUGAUGAAAUGGUGCCAUUGAAUCAUUUCCCUUCAAACCCUAGUUUGAAGUCUAGUAAUAAGCGCAAGGACAUGCUAGAAAUCAAAAAGGGUUUAAGAGAAGAUGGUGAUGAAGAAAAUGAUGAAGUCAUCAAUGGCCAGUUGAAGAGCCUAAGAAGGUUGAUACCAGGGGGAGAAGAGAUGUGUAGUGAACAAAUGGUGACAGAGCUACAAAGCUAUGUAAGUUGUUUGCAAAUGCAGGUGAACAUUCUUCAGUGUCUCGCUGAGACACAUUGAUAUGAUUCAUUCAUAUGUAUCUGCUUUGCUUAUUAUUAUUGUUGUUAUUAUCUAUGUGUUUCACAUAUAAUAUAUAUUGACAAUUAUUAUCAAAUUAAGCAACUAUAUAUCUAUAUAAUAUGCUGUACGUUGUAUUGUGUUUUGAA